CCCCCCACAGGGACCAUGUCCACCCGGCGCCUCCGCAGCGAGGACUACAAUGACUACAGCUCCACCGACGUCACGCCAGAGGGCAGCCCCCCCGGGGGCAUCAAUGGCUUUGCCCAUCCUGAGGCCUAUCAGCGCUUUGGGGAGACCAAUGGGACAACAUGGUACCAGACCCUGAUCCACCUUCUGAAAGGGAAUAUUGGCACAGGGCUGCUGGGGCUGCCCCUGGCUGUGAAGAACGCUGGCAUCCUGCUGGGUCCUCUGAGCCUGGUGGUGAUGGGAGUUGUGGCUGUGCACUGCAUGAGCAUCCUGGUGAAGUGUGCCCAUCACUUCUGCCACAGGUUCCAGAAGCAGUUUCUGGACUACGGGGGUGCCGUGGUGUACGGGCUGGAGGCCUCUCCCGUCUCCUGGCUGCGGACACACGCCGUCUGGGGCAGGCGUGUGGUGGCACUUUUCCUGAUCGUCACUCAGCUGGGUUUCUGCUGUGUGUACUUUGUCUUUCUGGCCGACAAUCUGAGACAGGUGAUAGCUGCCGCAAACGGGACCAACAACGACUGCAGCCCCAACAGGACAGUGGUCAUGACCCCCACCAUGGACUCCAGGCUGUACAUGCUUUCCCUCCUGCCCUUUGUGGUGCUGCUUACCUUCAUCCAGAACCUCAAGGUCCUGUCCAUCUUCUCCAUGCUGGCCAACGUGGCCAUGUUUGUCAGCCUGGUGGUGAUCUACCAGUACAUCGUCAGGGACAUUCCUGAUCCCCGUGACCUUCCCCUAGCAGCAGCCUGGAAGACCUACCCUCUGUUUUUUGGCACAGCCAUCUUUGCUUUUGAAGGCAUCGGGGUGGUGCUGCCACUGGAAAACAAGAUGAAGAACCCUCGGCAGUUCCCAGCCAUCCUCUACGUGGGCAUGGCCAUUGUCACCAUCCUGUACCUCACCCUGGGGGUCCUGGGCUACCUGCGCUUCGGGGCGGACAUUCAGGCCAGCAUCACCCUCAACCUGCCCAACUGCUGGCUGUACCAAGCUGUCAAGCUGCUCUUCUCCUUCGGGAUCUUCUUCACCUACGCCGUGCAGUUCUAUGUGCCCGCCGAGAUCAUCAUCCCUCCCCUGGUCGCCCGCGUCUCGGAGCGCUGGGGCUGGGUCGUCAACCUGCUCCUCAGGGUGGCCCUGGUCAGCGUCACCUGUGUCCUGGCCGUCCUCAUCCCGCGCCUGGACAUCGUCAUCUCGCUGGUGGGCUCCAUCAGCAGCAGCGCCCUGGCUCUCAUCUUCCCCCCGCUGCUGGAGAUCGCCACCUACUACACAGAGGGGCUGCACCCCCUGGUGCUCACCAAGGACGUCCUCAUCAGCCUCUUCGGCUUCGUGGGCUUCGUGGUGGGGACCUACGAGGCGCUGGUGGAGCUGAUCGCUCCUGCCGCCACCGUCGUGAACACCACCAUGGUGAUGGUGCAGUGA
Molecule: messenger RNA, 1443 nt
Organism: Indicator indicator
Lineage: Eukaryota; Metazoa; Chordata; Aves; Piciformes; Indicatoridae
Product: proton-coupled amino acid transporter 1-like
Exons: 10
Coding region: 16-1443 (475 amino acids)
Biological process (GO): L-alanine transport; proline transmembrane transport; proton transmembrane transport
Cellular component (GO): vacuolar membrane
Molecular function (GO): amino acid:proton symporter activity; glycine transmembrane transporter activity; L-proline transmembrane transporter activity
Source: RefSeq, a predicted model, not a curated record